Molecule: messenger RNA, 3882 nt
Organism: Frieseomelitta varia
Lineage: Eukaryota; Metazoa; Arthropoda; Insecta; Hymenoptera; Apidae
Gene: shi
Product: dynamin
Exons: 18
Coding region: 403-2949 (848 amino acids)
Biological process (GO): receptor-mediated endocytosis
Cellular component (GO): synapse; cytoplasm; microtubule
Molecular function (GO): microtubule binding; GTPase activity; GTP binding
Source: RefSeq, a predicted model, not a curated record
GGUCACAACGAAAGCGCUUGUGCGCACGCUUCGAUUAUCGAUUGAAACGUUACGUUUCUUCAAUUCGUACGCUGGAUCUCAUUUAUGUGAACGCAGCGGCUGUGAGUGUUCGUGGUAUGACUUUCUCGCAGUAGGCCAGCGGCUGACAUCUCUGGUUUAUGGUUCGUGCGUGAUCGCGAGUUUUGUAAAAAAUGUGGUGAAAUUCGAUGUGCAGCAACGUGCCUUCGUGAAAUCGGCCAUUUUGGUAGUGCGUGUUUCACGAAAACGGAUAGGAUCAUCUCUGGCAGCUACCCUCGACGGUUGUGCGUGGAAGUGGUGGCAGCUCGGUGUCGCCCACAGGACACAGCCGUAAAACUGAAAACGAUCGUGUUCUUGGGCCAGUGAGAGAACAGCCUCAACAAAAUGGCAGGGAACGUGGGUAUGGAACAAUUGAUUCCGAUCGUGAACAAGCUCCAAGAUGCAUUUACACAACUUGGGGUGCACAUGCAGCUCGAUUUACCACAGAUUGCGGUGGUAGGUGGUCAGAGCGCAGGAAAAAGUUCCGUUCUCGAAAAUUUUGUCGGAAAAGACUUCUUACCUAGAGGAUCUGGUAUUGUAACCAGACGACCACUUAUCUUACAACUGAUUAAUAGUACAACUGAAUUUGCUGAGUUUUUACAUUGUAAAGGUAAAAAGUUUGUGGAUUUUGAUGAAGUACGGAAGGAAAUUGAAGCUGAAACAGACAGAGUUACAGGCAGCAAUAAGGGCAUUUCUAAUAUACCAAUAAAUUUAAGAGUAUAUUCGCCUAAUGUUCUAAACUUGACAUUGAUUGAUUUACCUGGCCUCACAAAAGUACCAAUUGGAGAUCAACCAGCAGAUAUAGAAGCUCAAAUUAAAGGCAUGAUUUUUCAGUUUAUUAAAAGAGAAAAUUGUCUUAUAUUGGCAGUAACGCCAGCAAAUACUGAUUUGGCAAACAGUGAUGCUCUUAAACUUGCUAAAGAAGUAGAUCCUCAAGGUGUUCGUACAAUUGGUGUUAUUACAAAAUUGGAUCUUAUGGAUGACGGUACUGAUGCAAGAGAUAUUUUGGAAAAUAAAUUAUUACCUCUAAGACGUGGCUAUAUAGGUGUUGUUAAUAGAAGUCAAAAAGACAUAGAAGGUCGAAAAGAUAUAAAAAAUGCUCUAGCGGCAGAAAGAAAAUUUUUCUUGAGCCAUCCAUCUUAUCGACACUUGGCAGAUAGAUUAGGAACACCAUAUUUGCAACGUGUUUUAAAUCAGCAAUUAACAAAUCAUAUCAGGGAUACUUUACCAGCACUAAGAGAUAGAUUACAAAAACAAUUACUUACAUUGGAGAAGGAUGUGGAACAGUACAAACAUUUCAGACCUGAUGAUCCUGCCAUAAAAACUAAAGCUAUGUUGCAGAUGAUACAACAACUUCAGUCAGAUUUUGAAAGGACUAUAGAAGGUUCAGGAUCUGCACAAAUCAAUACAAUGGAGCUUAGUGGAGGUGCUAAAAUAAACAGAUUAUUCCAUGAACGUUUUCCAUUUGAAAUAGUUAAAAUGGAAUUUGAUGAAAAAGAAUUGAGAAGAGAAAUUGCUUUUGCGAUUAGGAAUAUUCAUGGUAUCAGAGUAGGUUUGUUUACUCCUGAUAUGGCCUUUGAGGCAAUAGUCAAGAAACAAAUCAAUAGACUCAAAGAACCUAGUCUGAAGUGUGUGGAUUUAGUUGUACAGGAACUCAGUAAUGUUGUACGCAUUUGUACUGACAGGAUGUCACGUUAUCCUAGAUUAAGAGAAGAAACGGAACGUAUUAUAACUACUUAUGUCAGACAACGAGAACAAUUGUGUAAAGAACAAUUGAUACUCUUGGUUGAUUGUGAACUUGCUUAUAUGAAUACAAAUCACGAAGAUUUUAUUGGUUUUGCCAACGCGGCAGCCAGUAGCCAUAACGCAAGUGCUCAACAGUCUUCAGAAAAUGCUGUAAAAUCUGGUCGUCAUACACUAGGCAAUCAAGUAAUACGUAAAGGAUACAUGUGUAUCCACAAUCUUGGCAUAAUGAAAGGUGGUUCAAGAGAUUAUUGGUUUGUCUUAACGUCAGAGAGUAUUUCUUGGUUCAAAGAUGAAGAAGAACGCGAGAAGAAGUACAUGUUACCUUUAGAUGGAUUGAAAUUACGCGAUUUGGAACAAGGAUUCAUGUCCCGACGUCAUUUGUUUGCUUUGUUUAAUCCAGAAGGCAGAAAUGUUUAUAAGGAUUAUAAACAGCUUGAAUUAAGUUGUGAGACUCAAGAUGAUGUUGAUUCAUGGAAAGCUUCUUUCCUCAGGGCUGGUGUAUAUCCCGAAAAAUCAACAGAGCAAGCAAAUGGUGAAGGAGAGGAAGGAUAUGAGGGUGGAUCAGAAGCUCAGUCAUCAAUGGAUCCUCAGCUUGAACGUCAAGUGGAAACUAUUAGAAAUCUGGUGGAUUCGUACAUGAAAAUUGUUACAAAAACAACUCGUGAUCUGGUUCCAAAGACAAUUAUGCAUUUGAUUAUUAACAAUGCAAAGGACUUCAUUAAUGGAGAGUUAUUGGCACAUCUAUACGCAAGUGGUGAUCAGGCUUCAAUGAUGGAGGAGUCACCAGAAGAAGCACAAAAACGAGAAGAAAUGUUACGUAUGUAUCAUGCAUGCAAGGAGGCACUUCGUAUUAUUGGAGAUGUUUCGAUGGCGACAGUGUCUACUCCAGUACCACCACCUGUGAAAAAUGAUUGGUUAGCAUCUGGCGAAAAUCCAAGUCUUGGGUUAUCACCACCAUCUCCUGGUGGACCAAGACGCGGAGUGACACAGCCACCACCUCUUUCUAGCUCUCGAGCUCCACCUCCGGUCCCGACGGGUGGUCGACCAGCACCGGCUAUUCCUAACCGGCCUGGACCUGGUGGACCUCCGCCAGCCCGUUCUACACCUGGCCUACCUCCUCCUCUUAUACCAUCGCGCCGACAAUAAGUCUUCGCACUAACUCGCCUAUUCGCUACUAAUUAAUAUACAUAUAUAUAUAUAUAUAUAUCAAUUGCAUCUAGCCAGUGUAUAUUUUACACGAGAUACAAUUUCCUAAUGCUAUAUGUUUUGUCUGCAAAUAUUACGAAUUAUUAUUGUUAAUUAGGGGUGUGUAAAUUGUACAAAAAUAACCAAUGACAGAUUAAAGAAAGCUUCCAACAACUUUGAUGAGCAAUUUAUCUCAUAUUACACGUUAUACUCUGUAUAUCAGUAAUAUAUCAAAUUAUUUCGUGGUCCAAUUAUUUCGUAAAAAUGACCAAGAGAUUAUUGUCCGUAUUUUUUUUAUCGACUUCAUUUUAUUUUAGACAAUAUUGUAAAGCAUAGUGUUCUAAACUCGCCCUAGACAAAUUUCUAUAAAUUUGCAAUUCAUCAAUUCGAUAAAUUCAUUACAAAAUUGCACACCUCUAAUUAACAGACUAAAUAUCUACGAUAUAUCUACGAUAUAUCUAAUUGGUAUUAGUGGCAAAAAAAAAAAAAAAAGAAGAAAUAAUAUGUAGAGAAUAAAUCACAGCUCAUUCGCGACGAACAAAAGAGGUAGAACGACGUUUGUUUCAUUGUAAAUUAGUUGAAUGAAAUUGUACAUGAUGCCUGUAUAUACAACUAAAGACGUUGUAAAAUAAAUGAUCUUGAGUUCUUAUCACAGAUGGUGGAUAAGUAUUCAUUCGCUUUACUAACAGCAUGACAUUUUAAUUGCCUCGUAAACGAAAUACAUCUUCAAUAAACUCGUGGAACAACGUUUCGAUGGGUGUAAAGACUUGUAUGAGAGAAUGUGAUAUAUAAGUACAAUACGCAAUAAGUUUCGUAAUAACGUGUUGCAUUUGAUGAUAGCUUCUGAAACUCUCUUAAUAUCGCUGCUUUCCUGCCAUUGUCGAUUCGAUAAAU